CGAAUCGUAUUUUGUACCUGGUCUUUCAAUUCACUUAUUACCACCCUAGCAGCUUAAGCUAGAAUUGAUACUAAAAUAGCUUGAAGUGAAAGGGUCAAACAUACCAACAUGUUGUUAACUUGUUAUUAUUAUUUUUUUCCAAAACGAAGAACGUGUACAUGCGUCUAUAAUAAUUUACCAUAGAAAGAACGGAGUAGUAGCAGAAGAAUGAAAAAAAUCGCUCAACUUCCACAGUGGAACUCACAAGUCACAACACCCAAGUACUAAAAAGCUCUCCCCAAAGCAUAAUGAUAAGAAUAAUAACAAAAGCGCGGAGCUGAGUAAAACCAACACGACGAACACCAAACACCAAAGAAACCCCCCCCCCCUCUUUCCCUCCAUGGGCCAUUACCAUCCCACCCUCCCUCUUCUCCUUCUCCUCCUCCUCCUCUUUCCUCCACCCUCCGCAUUAGCAGCAGGAGGAGGAUCGACGUCGGAUUCGGAUUCGGAUUCUGCGGCGUUCGUGGGGGUGAGCAUCGGGACGGCGGCGUCGGGCGUGCUGUCGGCGCGGGACCUGGCGGCGUUCCUGGUGCGGGAGCGGAUAACGCACGUCCGGCUGUACGACGCGGACGCGGGGCUGCUGUCGGCGCUGGCGGGGACGGGGGUGCGCGUGGUGGUGGGCGUGCCGAACUCGCACCUGCUGGCCCUGGCCGCGUCCCCGGCGUCGGCGCUGUCGUGGCUGCAGCUCCGGGUGCUGCCCUUCCUCCCCGCCACCCUCGUCUCCCACCUCGCCCUCGGCGACGACCUCCCCAUCUCCGCCCCCUCCCUCCUCCCCCUCCUCCCCCCCGCGCUCUCCGCCCUCUCCGCCGCGCUCUCCUCCCUCAACCUCUCCCGCCCCAUCAAGCUCUCCGCCCCGCUCCCCUUCUCCGCCCUCGUCCUCGACCCCUUCCCCCCCUCCCAGGCCUCCUUCAACCGCUCCCUCGUCCCCUCCCUCGUCCUCCCCCUCCUCGGCUUUCUCUCGAACACCUCGUCGCCGCUCAUGGUCGACCUCUACCCCUACUACGCCCUGACGGAGAGCCGCGGCGCCAUCCCCCUCGACAACGCCCUCUUCCGCCCCCUCCCCCCGGCCCGCGAGGAGGUCGACCCCAACACCCUCCUCCACUACACCAACGUCUACGACGCCAUGGUCGACGCCCUCUACUUCGCCAUGCGCGACCUCAACUUCUCCGACGUCCAGAUCCUCGUCACCGAGACCGGCUGGCCCUCCUACGGCGACCCCCGAACCGAGCCCUUCGCCACCCGGGACAACGCGGACUCCUACAACUCCAACCUCAUCAAGCACGUGCUCGCGCGCUCGGGCACGCCGCUGCGCCCGGAGUACACCCCCGGGGUCUUCAUCUACGAACUGUUCGACGAGGACCUGCGCCCGGGCCCGGCGUCGGAGGCCAAUUGGGGCCUCUUCUACGGCAACGGCACGCCCGUGUACCUGCUGCACGUGGACGGGGCCGGGGGGUUCUUGGCCAACGACACGACGGAGCGCACCUACUGCGUGGCGGCGGAGGGCGCCGACGAGAAGGCGCUGCAGGCCGCGCUCGACUGGGCGUGCGGCCCCGGGCGCAGCAAUUGCUCGGAAAUUCAGCCCGGCGAGAGCUGCUACGAUCCCAACGACGUGCGCAGCCACGCCUCCUACGCCUUCGACAGUUACUACCAGAUGCACGGGAAGGCCACCGGGGAUUGCUACUUCCAGGGCGCCGCCAUGCUCACCACCUCAGACCCUAGUCAUGGGAACUGCAUCUUUCCAGGAAGUGAGCUGAUGAGCAAUUUUACAAAAGGGAGUGGUGUGAAUACCACAACAGUUAGCAAAGCUGAGGAAUCCAUCACUAUAUUGAGACUAAGAAAAGGAAGGGGAAUAAGCCUCCACAUGAUCCCCAUUUUGUUGAGCAUCUUGGUGGGUUUGCUAUGACCACUUUCAACUUUUUUGACCUAACCAAAAAAAUUAAAAAUUAAAAAAUUAAAAAAAAAGCAGCUAGAGGAUGGGGAUGUAGUGGGGUUUCAUAUUUUAUCAAUCACAAUAAUAAUAAUAAUAAUAAUAAUAAUAGUAAUGGGGGUUCAUAAGGGAAGAGGCAAAUGUAAUUUUGGUUUUUUUCUCUUCACCAAUCUUGUAAAAAGGCUCAAAAUGUGUAUCUUCCUUCAUUCCUUUUCCAUUGUAUUCAUUUUUUCCCCAAUGAAAAUAUAUAUAGAGCUGAGGCAUAAUGUUAGAAUCACAGUGCUUAA
Messenger RNA from Ananas comosus (pineapple), 2253 nucleotides. Its product is annotated as glucan endo-1,3-beta-glucosidase 1-like. Lineage: Eukaryota; Viridiplantae; Streptophyta; Magnoliopsida; Poales; Bromeliaceae. The record is from RefSeq and is a predicted model, not a curated record. The transcript has 4 exons. Gene Ontology annotation, biological process: carbohydrate metabolic process. The coding region runs from base 380 to 1942 and encodes 520 amino acids. Gene Ontology annotation, cellular component: plasma membrane. Gene Ontology annotation, molecular function: hydrolase activity, hydrolyzing O-glycosyl compounds.